This is a messenger RNA of Rodentolepis nana, 396 nucleotides long. The record is from the annotation of a GenBank genome assembly. NCBI's taxonomy places the organism in Eukaryota, Metazoa, Platyhelminthes, Cestoda, Cyclophyllidea, Hymenolepididae.
AUGGAUUCAGAGGAUUUUGAAGAGCAAAAUAAUGAUAUCAAUUUCUACUUUAGAACCUAUGUAUUAUUCAUUGCUAUCAACUUUAUUUUGGCUUUACUCAUGACUGGAUACGGCAUAUAUCUCCUUUCAGCUAAUGAUUACGCUGAAAUAUUCUCAGAAUUUGCUUAUGCAUUGGUUGGUUCUGGUAUUCUUGCAAUUAUUGCGUUUGCAUUGGGACUUACCACUUGGUACAAGACGUAUUUCACUACCGCCUACAUUGUUAGAACUUCGAAUUCUACCACUUAUUCCACGCGGUAUAUUGUUUUGCUUGUUGCAGUGACUAUUGCGGGAACUGUGCUUGGAAGCCUAACAAUUAUUAAUCUCGAUCACAUUGAGGAUAGACCUGCAUGGCCCUAA